Molecule: messenger RNA, 1995 nt
Organism: Antrostomus carolinensis (chuck-will's-widow)
Lineage: Eukaryota; Metazoa; Chordata; Aves; Caprimulgiformes; Caprimulgidae
Gene: SLF1
Product: SMC5/6 complex localization factor 1
Exons: 11
Biological process (GO): protein localization to site of double-strand break; DNA damage response; positive regulation of double-strand break repair
Cellular component (GO): nucleus; site of double-strand break
Molecular function (GO): protein binding
Source: RefSeq, a predicted model, not a curated record
GUUAAAAAUACUGACCUGUCCAGAAGCAGAUGUUAUAUGUUUGAAGGAUUAGUGGAAGAGUAUUUAUUUCAUGAUGUAAUCACGGAACUUGCUGCUGGACAGAAGUACUCGACGCUUCCUGUGCAACUUCUUCAUUCACUUCUAGAAUAUGUCCUGUUGGGAAAUACUGAUGCAAUAUUUUAUGCUAAACUUCGUCACAUUUUGUACCUUGUUCUCCAAUGUGAUCCUCCUUGGAAGUCCACAUCUAUGUUAACAUAUUAUUUGGAUCUUCUUCAGUGCCCUAUCUGUAAGAAAGGCACAUGGUCUUUCAUCGAGAUGCUUGUAAGGUCUUGCCUUUAUUGUGAAACCAUUUGUCAUGCAGUCCCAGUUUCAGGGAGAAGAGAUGAACAGAGGAUAGUUCACAAAACAUUAUUGAAAUUUUUCGUUGAUUUAGUAAAAGCUGAAGUAGAGUUUCUUACAAAAAGUUUGGUUGAUGGGACCAAUUCACAGCAUCAGCAAGUCAGGCCACAGACAGUUCUUCUGAAGACCUUUUGGCUGAGGGGUGAAACCUCAGUGCUUUUUACCAAACACAUAAAUAUUCUAGCAGAUUGGGUCAUACUUUCCCACAGAGAAUUGAACAGAAAAAAUGAUAUUUUCAUGCAUGAAAUAGCUGGUCUGUUAAAUGAAAUUCUUGGGACUGUAGUGGAAUAUUGGAUCAUCUCAAGUUUGCAUAUGGACAGAAACAUGUUUCAUCAAAUAGCUGAUGAUUUGGCACGGUACAUUGCCAUUUCAUGUGAUGAUUUUUCAAUAUGUGAAUUAAAAAUGUUCAUUUGUUCCAUAUCAUCCCUCUGGCUUCAAAUGUUUGUCGCAGAAGCAGUUUUUAAAAAAAUGUGUUUAGAGUGGAAUAUAACUAUUUCUACAGAACCUCUUUCUCUUCAGAAAAUAGUCUGUUCCUAUUCGCCUGCUUUGCGAGAGGCAGGGAUGUGUGAGACCAGAAAGACAGAUAAUGCGAAGGGAAAGAAAAAGAAAAUAGGGCAGUGGCGAUGCCCUGAGUCUCAAAGGGCAUUACAGAUGCUAAAUGGUAAUAAGCAGAACCAAGUCAAAGUGCUGCCUGAUCUACCUGACUUAAUCUUUAAUAAGUGCCCUCCAUUGCCAAAGAGGCUUAGAGUGAAAGCAGAAGUUGGGGCUUCAUACCCCAAAGAGAAUUGCCACCCUUUGGCUGAAGAGGUACAUUUUUACAAGAGAAAUGCUAAAGGAGAGACAGCCCUGCAUAAAGCUUGCAGAAGUAACAAAGUGGAGAGUUUGAUUCAGCUUCUUUUUUUUUCUGGAACAGACAUUAAUGCUAAAGACUAUGCUGGCUGGACGCCUUUGCAUGAAGCCUGUAACCAUGGCAGCACAGUGUGUGUCCGUGAAAUUUUGCAGCGUUGUCCAGAGGUAGACCUGCUCAGUCAAGUGGACGGGGUGACUCCUUUGCAUGAUGCACUGUCAAAUGGACAUGUAGAAAUUGGCAAGCUGCUCCUUCAGCAUGGGGGACCAGUCCUUCUACAGCAGAGGGACUCCAAUGGAAAACUGCCACUGGAUCAUGUUGAGUCCAUACCAGUAAAGCAAGAACUUUUGAACAUUGUUCUUCCAGAAGAGAACAUUGAAAACUACUACAAACGCACAGAACAAGAUUUUUGCAAUCAGCAGAGGGAACUGUGGUUAAUUUUAUUUAAUAAGAUGCUGCUGAAUUUUUGUUCCGUUUAUAAUCUGUCUUCACCCUUUACUUUAACUCUCAGAGGGGCAGCUUGUUCAAAUGUACUUCCCAUAAUGGCUCGUGAUAACUGUAAGAUGAAAAAUACAUUUUCUACAGAUUGGUUAGUAGAUACGUAUUUUAGAGAGCUGGAAACUUUUCAAAAGCUACCACAGUUUCUUCAAGAAAUAUCUGCAAACAUGGUUUUUUUCCCUGGAGAACAGAUGAAGGCUUUAUUAGCAACUCUGGAAACUAUGGUAGAGGCAUAUCAGCUCUUUACCUAA